This is a messenger RNA of Zophobas morio, 629 nucleotides long. RefSeq lists its product as uncharacterized. The transcript has 7 exons. Gene Ontology annotation, molecular function: calcium ion binding. Bases 72 to 629 code for a protein of 185 amino acids. Lineage: Eukaryota; Metazoa; Arthropoda; Insecta; Coleoptera; Tenebrionidae. The record is from RefSeq and is a predicted model, not a curated record.
AAAAAAAAUAAGUUGUCUUAGAAAAAAAGUUUAAUGCUGACCUUUACGAUCUUAUAUUAAUAGUAAAGCAAAUGGAAAGCAAUUCUGAGGCAGAAACUAGCGAAGAAAAUAUACGAAAACUGUUUCAAGUAUGCGAUGUUAAUGGAUGUGGGGCUAUUGAUAAGAUGUCAUUAUUGAAAUAUACUGAUCACGACGGUGUUAUUUCUUUUGAAGAGUUUGCUUCAAGUUUUAAAUUUUGGUAUUCUAAAGGUGGAGAGAAUAAAGAAGUUUACGAAUGUAAAAUAAGCAAACGCGGAGAUUGCGACGGUGAUGUUAAGGUUAACAGUGACGAUAUUUAUGGCGGCAUUAAAGAGGAAACUGUAGAAGGAGGUUUGCAAAAUUUACUCGCUUUAAUUAAAAAAGAAAAAAAAGACUUAGAAGCUUCUUAUGAAAAAAUAGAAAAAGAAAAAUAUGAAAUGCUUUUUUUUUACAACGAACGCUUUAUUGAAACUGAAGUUAUAUUAUCUCUUUUCAUUAUUUUAUUAAAAUUUAUUAUCAAUUUUUUCUAUGCUAAGCGUGGAUAUAAAAAACUAAAUGAAUUAUUGGAAAACGAGAAAAAAGAGAAUGCUUGGUUGUUAUAUAUUCAUUGA